Parasteatoda tepidariorum (common house spider) is the source of this 1538-nucleotide messenger RNA. RefSeq names its product chitinase domain-containing protein 1. Gene Ontology annotation, cellular component: endomembrane system. Gene Ontology annotation, molecular function: chitin binding; oligosaccharide binding. Lineage: Eukaryota; Metazoa; Arthropoda; Arachnida; Araneae; Theridiidae. Gene Ontology annotation, biological process: carbohydrate metabolic process. The record is from RefSeq and is a predicted model, not a curated record.
UUCGUCCUCAUAAGGAGCUACAAGUAUAUAAAUCUUAAUCCAUCAUUCAUUCUACUUAUCAUCAAUCAAUCAAAAUUUAUUCGGUUUUCGUUUCAUUCCGAAAUUUUUUUUUACUUAGUAUUCUAUGUACCUGAAUUAACUUUUAUUCUCGGUCAAAAUGAGAAUUAUAGAAGACAAAUUUUGCUUUUAAAUCACCCAAUUGCAACUGAAUAUGCGACAAAUUCUCUUGUUUUCAUUUUCACGUUAACUGAACAAUUAUAUUCUGAAAUUGAAUUUUAAAUUAUACAUACUAUUAUGUUUUCCUGGUAAAUCAAAUGCCUCCCCAUGCCUAAAUUUCUAGCGAUAUUUUAUAUAUGUUCUUUUAUCACAGUUAUUUUUUUGACAGUUUCUUUUGCUACGUUAUCAAAAAGUGACCGUAAAAGUCAUAAAAACGAAAAGAAGAAUACCAAAUCGGAUGUACAGUCUGCAAAUGAUGUUUCCUACAAGGAAAAUUCUAUUGCUAAAAAAGCUAUCAGUUCUCAAGACAUUAUAGAUGAACACAAGUCUUAUAGUGUUUCAAAAGCCAUAACUAAAAAUUUUGAUCAUGAAGUACUAGCUUAUGUUACUCCAUGGAAUAAUCAUGGUUAUGAUAUUGCUAAACUUUUUGCUGCUAAAUUUACUAUGAUUUCACCUGUUUGGCUUCAAAUGAAACCUAAGGACAAUAAAGGUGCAGUGCUAAUUGAAGGGCUACAUGAUAUUGAUGAAAAUUGGAUGUCUACUUUGAGACAACAUAAUAAAAAGUUGAAAAUUGUGCCCAGAAUUAUUUUGGAGCAAUGGACCUAUCCUCUCCUGAAACCGCUUUUAAAAGAAAAAGCAGCUACAGAUGAUGCCAGUGCUGAAUUAGUUAACUUAGCUAAGAAAAAAAGUUUUGAUGGCUAUGUGAUUGAAAUCUGGAGUCUUCUAGGUGGCCAAAUGAAAAUGGAGUUGACAAAGUUCCUAGUUAGAUUGGCAAACUUACUGCAGCACCAUGGAUUAUCUCUCAUAUUGGUGAUACCACCUCCAUCAUAUUCUGGGGGAGAAACUGGUAUGUUUAAUCGCCAAGAUUUUGAAAAUCUGGUUGAUCAUAUUACUGCCUUCAGUCUAAUGAGUUAUGAUUACUCCAGUCGGCAAAGGUCUGGACCAAAUAGUCCCCUUAAUUGGCUUCUUCAUUGUGUUGAAGAUUUAAUACCAGAUAAAUCUAGUCCAAAUCGUAAAAAAUUGCUUUUAGGCUUAAAUUUUUACGGAUAUGAUUAUUCUAGCGGAUCUGGAAAACCAAUUGUUGGUCAUGAGUACAUAGGAGUUCUGGAAAAACACAAUCCAAAGCUUGUAUUCCACAAUAAUUCUGGAGAACACUCUUUAACAUACUGGUCUGAAAACGUUAAGCAUGAAGUGUUUUUUCCUACAUUGUAUUCAAUCAGCAUUAGGAUGCAACUUGCUAAAGAAUUGAAAACUGGGCUUGCCAUAUGGGAAAUAGGUCAAGGGCUUGAUUAUUUCUAUAAUUUACUGUGAUAUCUUGAUAA